CUAUAUAUACAGAUUCACAGUGACCUACAAUGCAACAAAUCAUAUACAAUUCCCUAACACAAAACAAAACACAGAAGAAAACAAAGCAAUUCAUCACACAACAAUGGCAAGCUUCACCCUAGUCACAUCCCUCCCAAAGUUCGGCCAUGCUGGAGCAGUCAUUGCCACUGCUCGUGCCUGGAACCCUAGAUUCCUUGCAGCUGCUACCCCAAGAUCCAUCCAAGUGCCAUCUUCUCCUGAAGGCGCAGCAGCCGCUGAAGGCACCAAACAAGGAGCCAGUGAAACAGUUAACAACAGUUUGAAUGAAUCAACGCAAGACAAGGCUUUCACCACAGCACAAGUGAGUCACAAGACAGACGAGUUGGCUAAUCAGAUGUCAGCAAGUGCUCACAACAUGGCACAGAAAGCAAAGCAGACAAUGCAAGGUGCAUGGGAUUGCACUAAGGACACAGCCCAUAGGGCUAAGGACACCGUGGUUGGAAAGUCUCAAGAGUCAGCUCAAUACGUCAAAGAAAACGCAGAGGCAGUGAAGAACAACAUGAACUCAAAGAACUGAUUACAGCACCACCACUUCAAUUAUAUGUUAAUAUUAUACCAGAUUUUCCACCACUAUCGUAUUCUAUUACUUGUUUCCCACUAUAAUUAAUUAGCCACAAUUUUGUAUUUUCGUUUUGUUCUUCAUGGCAUCGAUAUGGAGAAGAUUGAUGAUGUGUCUCUUCCCACCUGCCAUUAAUUUGAAAUUAAUAAAUACUUAA
This is a messenger RNA of Vigna unguiculata (cowpea), 755 nucleotides long. RefSeq lists its product as uncharacterized. NCBI's taxonomy places the organism in Eukaryota, Viridiplantae, Streptophyta, Magnoliopsida, Fabales, Fabaceae. The record is from RefSeq and is a predicted model, not a curated record.